CAACAGAAAGCCCUGGAUGGAUAUGUGGGCUUUGCCAACCUUCCCAACCAAGUCUACAGGAAAUCUGUAAAGAGAGGUUUUGAGUUCACACUUAUGGUCGUGGGAGAAUCUGGGCUGGGAAAAUCAACGUUGAUCAACUCGCUCUUUCUGACAGACCUGUACUCCCCUGAAUAUCCGGGUCCUUCUCAUCGAAUCAAAAAAACUGUACAGGUUGAACAGUCAAAGGUUCUAGUGAAAGAAGGAGGAGUCCACCUCCUGCUCACCAUCGUUGACACUCCUGGCUUCGGGGAUGCCGUUGACAACAGUAACUGCUGGCAGCCAGUCAUCGAUUACAUCGACAACAAGUUUGAAGAUUACCUCAAUGCAGAAUCGAGGGUCAACAGACGGCAGAUGCCAGACAACAGAGUCCACUGCUGCCUCUACUUCAUAGCCCCGUCUGGACAUGGACUCAAGCCCCUGGAUAUUGAAUUCAUGAAACGGUUACAUGAAAAAGUCAACAUAAUCCCCCUCAUUGCCAAAGCAGACACACUCACUCCUGAGGAGUGCCAUCAGUUCAAAAGACAGAUCAUGAAAGAAAUUCAGGAGCACAAAAUAAAACUCUAUGAGUUCCCGGAGACGGAUGAUGAGGAGGAGUUGAAGAUGGCCAGGAAGAUCAAGGAUCGGUUACCCCUGGCUGUCGUCGGGAGUAACACCAUCAUGGAGGUGGACGGGAAGCGAGUGCGUGGGCGACAGUACCCCUGGGGGGUUGCUGAAGUGGAAAAUGGGGAUCAUUGCGACUUCACAAUCCUCCGUAACAUGCUCAUCAGGACCCACAUGCAGGACCUGAAGGAUGUGACCAACAAUGUUCACUAUGAAAACUAUCGCAGCAGGAAACUAGCUGCUGUCACUUAUAACGGUGUGGACAACAACAGGAACAAGGGGCAGAUGACCAAACCUGACACGGCUGAAGGCAUGAGCCCUCUUACACAGAUGGAGGAAGAGCGACAAGACCAUGUGACCAAGAUGAAGAAAAUGGAGCAGGAAAUGGAACAAGUGUUUGAGAUGAAGGUCAAAGAGAAGCUCCAGAAACUCCGAGACUCCGAGGCUGAGCUCCAGAGGCGUCACGAGCAGAUGAGGAGGAACUUGGAAGCCCAGCACAGAGAACUGGAGGAGAGACGGCGUCAGCAUGAGGAGGAGAAGGCCAGCUGGGAGGCCCAGCAGAGGCUUUUUGAGCAGCAGAAACAAGACCGGACCUUGGAAAAGACGAAAAAGAAGAAGUUAUUUUGAUAACUCUUGUGGGCCGCAUCAGCGUUACAGAUCUGCUAACCUGCAAGCUGCCAUGUUGAACGUCUGUCGGUCACCGACAGCCACUGUUUGACCAUAUUACUAUGUAAUAAGCCAAAGAAAGCCGGGGCAGCACCGUCUUCACUCUGGCUUUCACUUCCUUUAAUAAUACUUGUAAAUUCUGUGCUGCCUCGUUGGAUGCUGCUCACCGUUGAAAAAGACAACUGGCAUUAUUCUUCGAUGGAAAUGACACCAAAGUUCAGAGUUCUGUUGUUCCUUCCUCUUCUCCUAUAUUGGAAAUGUGUGAUGCUGCCCUCUUCUGCUUUACAAACCUUUUUAAUGCCAAAAAUCCAGCAAGAGAUGAGCUCUCACGUGCUGCACAGAUGUAGACAUCAUGAGGUUUAGAACCUCGACUCAGGCACUAUUUUAUUACGCUCCACCAACUCUUCAUGUAAACUGCAGAACCAGAAAUGCUUUAAAUCUCAGAUUGUUUUGGUCACUUUCUUUUUUUCUUUCUGUUAAUGUCUUUUUUUUGUUGGUACUGGAAUUGUAUUCAGCUCUGUUUUUAAUUAUAGACCUUUUUUCAGCCAAUGUUUUGCAAACCAAAUGUAUUUCUGGCCUCUUCACUUAUACAGAAUGUUAGUAAUCAGACAAACUCAGCAUGAGGUGGGGAAUUUUUUAUGCAAGUUUAAUUUCUUGUGCAGAUUCUGUAAAAAAAAUGUUUUUCUGCAGGAAAAAACAUCCUUAAAAGGACAGGAUGUAGACAGUUUUGGGUUGUCUGGUGGAUGGGAGCUGAGAUGCAUCGGCCACACGGUUAGGAACGUUUCUGUUAAGCUCUUUUGUAAUGUCAUAUUUUCAGAUUUCAAAGUCGUAUAAUAAAAUGAUGG
Messenger RNA from Cololabis saira (Pacific saury), 2150 nucleotides. RefSeq names its product septin-7. The transcript has 13 exons. Gene Ontology annotation, cellular component: cell division site; septin ring; microtubule cytoskeleton. The record is from RefSeq and is a predicted model, not a curated record. Gene Ontology annotation, molecular function: molecular adaptor activity; GTP binding; GTPase activity. Bases 94 to 1266 code for a protein of 390 amino acids. Gene Ontology annotation, biological process: cilium assembly; cytoskeleton-dependent cytokinesis. NCBI's taxonomy places the organism in Eukaryota, Metazoa, Chordata, Actinopteri, Beloniformes, Belonidae.